Didymodactylos carnosus is the source of this 625-nucleotide messenger RNA. The record is from the annotation of a GenBank genome assembly. NCBI's taxonomy places the organism in Eukaryota, Metazoa, Rotifera, Eurotatoria, Philodinida, Philodinidae.
AUGGAUUUAGACGAGCCCGACAUUCCGAAUGGACAAGGAUUUCGAGAGAGUCGCAAUCCCAGGCAGCCACAGCAGGCUACACUGAUGGAUUGGUGGCCUCAAGAUUUCCGUGAUCAGGAGGUUUCGUUUGAAAAUGGUUAUGUUCAAAAUAAUCAUAAUCGAGGCUAUCAAAAUCAAUUUCAAGGGCAGACCCGGCAGUGGCAGAACUCGCGACAGAGUCAAGCUAAAGCGUUUCGAUAUCGAAAUGCAACUCAGAAUCGAUCCGGUGGCUAUAAUUAUGGCCCGUUCCGAUUUGAUUAUAGACAAAACGGAGCCGGAGGUCGGAGUAAUGGCCCGUAUCGAAAUUAUCAAGACCGUUAUAGCCGUGAACGAUUUGGCGGCCAAAACCAAGCCCCUUUUCGUCCGCAACGACGACAACAGCAGCAACGAUCAGGUAAUCAAUACUCGACACAACAACAGAGAGUGCCGCCGAAUAAUACGGUGACCUGGAAACCGCCACAGACACAAAGUUUCUUUAGACGUCAACGUCGAUAUAGAAAUAGAAAUAGAUUUCAAGCUGCUCAGGCGACGAAUGAAAACUUGUUGUUGAGCAAUAAUCGGUUUGUCGCUCUAGCUGAAUUCGACG